Molecule: messenger RNA, 1027 nt
Organism: Humulus lupulus (European hop)
Lineage: Eukaryota; Viridiplantae; Streptophyta; Magnoliopsida; Rosales; Cannabaceae
Product: protein RER1A-like
Exons: 4
Coding region: 196-783 (195 amino acids)
Biological process (GO): protein retention in ER lumen; retrograde vesicle-mediated transport, Golgi to endoplasmic reticulum
Cellular component (GO): Golgi membrane
Source: RefSeq, a predicted model, not a curated record
UCCCUAGUUUUUAAAAAAAAGCAAGAAUCCCAAUCCCAAUCCCAAUCCCAAUUCCAAACCAAAAUCAAUUUAUAACCAAAACCCAUCUAUAGAUCUGCGGGCUUUUCGCAGUACCCUCCCUCCCUCCUUCCAAUCCAUAUUUCUGUACGCUCUAAGAUUUGCGGUCAUCUCAGAUUGUGAAAAACCCUAAAUUGAAUGGAGGGAGUUGGGGGUGAUAGUACUGCUGCAGCGGCAGCACCAGUGAAUCAAUGGGUGCACGAUAUGUCGAGGAUAUAUCAGUAUUAUUUGGACAAGAGCACGCCUCACUCAACUUAUAGAUGGAUUGGAACCUUUGUCUUGGUGGUCAUGUAUGCUUUGCGAGUUUAUUAUGUGCAGGGCUUUUACAUUAUUUCAUAUGGGCUGGGAAUCUAUCUGUUGAAUCUGUUAAUUGGGUUUCUGUCACCAUUGGUUGAUCCGGAAAUGGAAGUAACGGACGGGCCUUUGCUGCCUACAAAAGGUUCAGAUGAGUUCAAGCCAUUCAUUCGCCGGCUUCCUGAGUUUAAGUUCUGGUACUCCUUCACAAAGGCUUUCUGCACAGCAUUUGUCAUGACCUUCUUUUCCAUGUUUGAUGUUCCCGUCUUUUGGCCCAUACUACUCUGUUACUGGGUUGUUCUUUUUGUCCUCACAAUGAGACGGCAAAUCGCGCACAUGAUCAAAUACAAAUACAUUCCGUUCAACAUUGGAAAACAGAAAUACGGUGGUAAGAAAUCUUCAGGUAGUGGCAGUGACAACCGAGGGGAUUGAAGCUUGGCAAUUUCUAAAGCAUAUACAGUGUACCCCAUUGUUGGGAAAAGAAAGAUAGGUCCUUGUGAAAAAUUCAUGACUGUAGAAUUCUUUUUUAAAAUUAAAUGCAUUUAUGCUAUGGAUUUCGUAUGAACUCACUCAAUAUAAAUUUGAUUAUGUGAGGUUUUUUUAUUAUUUAUAAACCAUACCUACAUUUCUAUAACAACGCUUCUAAGUAAAUUAUAGUGUUUAGGCCUUUUUUUAA